AUGUCGGAAGCGAACGGCUCACUGUCAAAAUGCAAAGUUCCCUCUACGGAAGGACGUGAUCCAGCUUAUUUUUCGUAUUAUGCCAUGCUACAGCAUCAGCAAAAUAUGCUUCAAGACUCUGUACGCACUUCCACUUAUCGUUCGGCUAUUCUUCUCAAUGGUCCGUUGUGUUUUCUCGGCAAAUUGGUACUGGACGUUGGGGCCGGUUCGGGAAUCUUGUCGUACUUCGCGGUUCAAGCGGGCGCGGAAAAGGUGUAUGCUGUUGAGGCUUCACAAAUGGCAGGGAAAAUGCGGAAAAUCGUCGAGGCUGCAAAUAUAACCGAGUCGAACGGCCCAAUUAGGAAUGCUUUUCUAAAGGACAAGAUCGAAGUCAUCCAAGCUAAAAUCGAGGAUCCAGAUCUUCCCAUUCCCAAAGUGGAUACCAUCAUUUCUGAACCGAUUGGAGUUCUUUUGAUUCACGAGAGAAUGCUCGAGAGUUAUAUUUUCGCCCGAGACAAAUACCUAAAGCCCGGAGGUACGCUCUUUCCUUCGAUGGGAUCUAUAUAUCUCGCCCCUUUUACGGAUGCCACUUUAUGGAGCGAGACAAAGGGGAAAGCUCGAUUCUGGGAACAAAGCACAUUUUACGGGGUAGAUCUUUCGGCUUUGUACGACGAUGCUAAAGAUGAAAUGUUUGGUAUGCCCGUGGUCGGAAAUUUUGAUCCGCAUACUCUGAUCGCACCCGCGGAUCCCUUAGGAUACGUGGUCGACUUUAAUAGUGUAACGUUGGAACAACUUCAAGACAUGACCAUACCUUUCAGUUGGCAGGCGUCCUAUACUGGAAUUAUUCACGGAAUAGCUGGCUGGUUCGACUUGCACUUCUCACCAUCACAAGCGGGUCUCAAUGGGAGCACGAUCACAAUGUCUACUAGUCCCGCGGCGGAACGUACCCAUUGGCAGCAAGUCAGAUUCUUGUUGAAGGAGCCUUUGGCGGUAAACGCCGGUCAAUUGAUUCAGGGAUGGAUGAGGUGCAUAGUGAAUGAGAUGAGGUCAUACACAAUAGAAGUUGAAAUAUUGGUCGGAGAAGGUCAACUAUCUGAUCCAUUGAGCGCAUCAUCCUCAAUAUUUAAUAUGGACUUUAAUCGUCGGAGAGGUAAAUGGAGAUUGCACGAACAAACUUAUAAUUACAAUUAUUAUCCACAACCGGAUAAUGUGUUCAGACCUGAAUACAAUUGCCUUUAUGAGCCCGAACAGCCCUUGGAUGUCACGGUAGAUAUGGAAAAUAACUUCGUCAACGAAAACCAAUUUAUCCUCUGA
Acaulospora colombiana is the source of this 1293-nucleotide messenger RNA. The record is from the annotation of a GenBank genome assembly. NCBI's taxonomy places the organism in Eukaryota, Fungi, Glomeromycota, Glomeromycetes, Diversisporales, Acaulosporaceae.